GUCGUCGUGCGUCGUCGAUCGUUCGUGUUCGGUCGCGCGUUAUUCGUGUGUUUGUGAGAGAGAGAGAGAGAGAGAGGGAGAGAGAGAAAGAAAGAAAAAGAAAGAGAGAGAGAGAGAGAGAUAGUAGUCACCCGCCAACAAAUAAGGGAAAGGUACUACUUAAUCGCAUUAGUGGUCCUUUCCCUACAAGUAUUUUCUAUCUCGAUCGUCAAUUUUCUAUUUUAUAUUGACGAAGAGGAGAUAUCGAACGGAAAAAGAGGAAAAAAGAAGAAAGAAAAAUAAGAGAAGGAGAGAAGAAAAGGUCAUCGUUUUUAGAGAAACUGAAAUGGCAUCAGCGGUCUCCUGUCGCGUAAUGUUCCUAGCGAGAUGGUGCGACGUUUCGACACGCGUAUUCACGGUCUCAUCUACGGCUUUAAUUACAUCACGUCAUUUUCGACACGAGACAUGGUGUAAAAGAUGGUGGCACUUUUCGCAAAGGAACAUAUCGAUAACAGCGAGAUCGUUCGAACCGAAUCUAACUACGAUUCUCAUGAAAAAUACUCAAGCUUCGACCGCUACGAAGGACACAAGAGAAAAUACAUCCACGACAUCCGUCACUGAACCAUCUGCUUUCGGAACACGGAGUGACGGAAAAAAGAGAGAAAGAGAUCGAAAGAGUCCAAUAGAGAACUACAACAAGCGGCUUUCCACGCCGUCGACGAGAAUGUUUUUUCAAGUUCGAAACGUUACCGUGACAUAUCAGAGGGGACUGCCAAAUAUUACUUUACCUCUGCCAUCGAGAAAGGAACGCUGCGUAUUCACAUUGAAGCCAAUAACAUGUACCGUCGGUGACUUCCUCGAUAUGAUUAAAUUCGAGGAUCGUGGUGUCGAUCGAGCGAUCGUUACGACGAUAGAUGGUACCCGAAUAGGUUCGAGCAACACCAUAGAAAAUCUUUUGCAAGAUGAUUUUAAAUUAAUAAUAAACGAUGCCGAAUACACGGUACAACCUCCUAUAUAUCAGAAACAUACCAUGGAAGACAUGCAGAAGCUUUCGGACGUGCAAAUAUUGGUGGGCCAACUUUACGAAACCCUACAGGUACGUGAAUACCAUGCCGACAUGGAGAGACAAGUUUUGGCAGAGUUGGAAGCUAUCAAACUGGAGUUAGAACCUUACGAAGAGAAACUGCAGGAGCUGGAAAAUGCAGCUAUGAGAAGAGCGAAUCUCAAUGCUUGGAUAUGGUUAGUGUUGAUGUCCAUGCACGCCGGUGGUUUUGCAAGACUAACGUGGUGGGAAUAUUCAUGGGACAUCAUGGAACCUGUCACUUAUUUCGUUACUUAUGGAACCGCUGUGGGCUGGUUCAUUUAUUUCCUUCUGACGCAGCAGGAAUACGUACUACAGGACGUAGUGAACAGACGGCGUUUGAUAGAACUUCACAAAAGAGCGAAACAGGUCGGACUAGAUUUGAACGCGUACAAUCGAUUGAAGGAUCGUGCAUACGAAUUGGAGGGUACACUGAAAGUGAUUCGUGGUCCUUUAUACGAAAGAAAACUCGAGAUGAAACAAAAGAGAAUAAGAUAUACCUCGAGCAGCUCAAGAUCGCCUAGUUCCUCGCCUAGUCCAAGUCCAAGUCCAAGUCCUAGUCCUAGUCCUGAAAGAGACGUUCCUAGAACGUCAACAGCAAAGAUCGACAAAAGAGAAACAUCGAAGACACUCGAGUACGAUAAGUUUAGAUAAGUUUUUGAUUCCAGUUACGAAUCAAACAGGUCAAUCACCGACGUAAGAACGUCAACGAUUGUUGUUUUUUUGUGAACUGUAAAAAUUAAUCUUAUUGAGGAGGAAGGGGAAGAAGAAGAUGAAGAAGAAAAAGAAGAAAAAGAUUGAAACUAAAGGAAAAGAGAAAAUGGGAGGAAAGAAAAAAGAAAAAAGAUCAAAUACUCCUGAGUGAUUAAUAAACUAGCUCGGUCAAAUUAUCAGGACGAGUACCUCUAGGAAAUUGAGAAGCUGAGUACGAAGAUAUUUACGUGAUUAUUCAAGUCUUUUUUUUUCUUUUUCUUUUUUUAUUUUCUUUUAUAUAUAUAUAUGUGUGUGUGUACGUGUAUGUAUGUAUAUAUAUAUAUAUAUAUAUAUAUAUAUAUAUAUAUAUAAAAGAGAACUUAAUCGACUAGAAUCUUCGUCGCAGUCUUCCGUGUCCGAGCCGUAUAUAUAUUGACGGCGUUCCUCAUCUCAACGACUUUAAUAUAUAAUUAUUAUUAUUAUUAUCAUUAUUAUCAUUAUUAUCAUUAUUAUCAUUAUUAUUAUCAUUAAUAUUAUUAUUACUAUUAUUAUUACUAUUAUUAUUAUUAUUAUUAUUAUUAUUAAGAAGAGGCCUGCACGUUUGCUGCACGGUUGUGAUAGAUUCAAAGGAAAUAAUAAGGAUGAAAAUGAAUAGAAAGAAAUCGUACGCGAUGGUGUCUUCCGUGUUUUUCGUCUUCGCCGUGAUUAAUCUAACUUGUGUAAGUCGAAACGAUUAUGCUGUAAAUUCGCAUAAUCGACGGACUAUUCUUUCACGAUGCAUCGAAAUCUCUAUUAAAUUUAAUCAACCGUAACCGGAAGAUUCGUUUAAUAUUUUAACUUCUAAUUCGAUCGCUGAAACAAGCCAGCUUUUUAAUGUAAUUAUUUUUGUGAAUUUUAUAAAACAUAUAUAUGUGUAUAUGUAUGUGUAUAUCCAUACACAUG
Messenger RNA from Vespula pensylvanica (western yellowjacket), 2695 nucleotides. It is a transcript of the gene MCU, whose product is annotated as calcium uniporter protein, mitochondrial. NCBI's taxonomy places the organism in Eukaryota, Metazoa, Arthropoda, Insecta, Hymenoptera, Vespidae. The transcript is spliced from 8 exons. Gene Ontology annotation, biological process: mitochondrial calcium ion homeostasis; calcium import into the mitochondrion. Gene Ontology annotation, cellular component: uniplex complex; mitochondrial inner membrane. Gene Ontology annotation, molecular function: calcium channel activity; uniporter activity. The coding region runs from base 326 to 1714 and encodes 462 amino acids. The record is from RefSeq and is a predicted model, not a curated record.